Molecule: messenger RNA, 360 nt
Organism: Helobdella robusta
Lineage: Eukaryota; Metazoa; Annelida; Clitellata; Rhynchobdellida; Glossiphoniidae
Exons: 1
Coding region: 1-360 (119 amino acids)
Source: RefSeq, a predicted model, not a curated record
AUGGAAAAAGAGAUUAACGCUGCUGAGAUGCGGUUUUUGAGAAGAUUUAUGAAAAUUAGUGGGACCUCUCAUACUUCGAAUGAAGAUGUAUUAAAACAGUCCGGUUAUGAAAAGAGGAAAUUACUACAGAUAAUCCGACGGGGGCAGUUAAAGUUUUUUGAUCACAUCAUGCGGAAUGAAAGAAUGGAAAAUCUAACAACUACUGGAAAGAUUGCAGAGAAAAGAGAUCGCUGUCAACAACGAAUAACAUUCGUGAAGUCCUUGUGUCACUUGUUCAAUAUCACUCAAUUUCAACUACUACAAAGUGUUGAAGAUCGCGUUUUGUGGAGGUCGAUGGUCGCCAAUGUCCUGAAAGGAUAA